AUAGCCUAAAGUAGCGUGAUUUAAAUAUCAGUUUAUUUUUUUACCGGUUUUUCUUUAAAACAUUAUUUUAAAAUGCUUUAUUAAUAACCUAGAGUGAAUUGCGGUGUUUUCUCCCAAAUGGCGACGGACGGGUCCUAGUAGACAACGAGUAUGGUUCUUUUUUUCCUUUAGUUGUGGUGUGGACACUUCUAGCAAGAAGUGUGUUUGAAUCUUGGCUGCCAUGGAGGGUCUGGAGGAGAAGCUCAAAGGUUUGUCCCUCGCCCGGCGGUCUCUCCCGGAGGAGCCCACCUACCUGCUGGAUUUGGCCCUGCAGCCGGCCGGCCUGCUGGCUGUUUCCUGCUCCAACUUUACCAUCCACCUCCACAACAAGGACACUCUGAGCCUGGUGGGUCAGUAUCAAGGCCACAGCGGCCCGCUUUGUGGGGUCGUUUUCUCCCACACCUCCCCAGACUCCCUGUACUCUGGUUCUGCUGAUGGGACGGUCCGGGGGUGGGACGUCCGCAGCCCCGGGUCAGAAGCGGUUCAGGUGUUUAAAAGCGGCCCGUCACACAACUACUGUAGCUUCGACUUGAACUGCAGCGACACGCUCCUGUGUGCCGGCACCGAGCAGGUGAACAAAGAAGACAGCUUCCUGGUUUUUUGGGACGUCAGGAAACCAGGCGGCAAGCUCCUCGGGGUGUAUUCUGAGUCGCACAGUGAUGACAUCACACAGGUGUGCUUCCACCCUCGAGAGAAGGACUGGCUGGCGUCAGGUUCCACAGACGGCCUAGUGAAUGUGUUCGACCUUAGCCGGGGGGGUGAGGACGAGGCGCUGCUGGCCACCUGUAACAGCGACUCGUCCGCGGGCUCGGUGUGUUGGUCCGGAGCCGAGUUCACCCAGCUGCUGUGCCUCAGCCACGACGAGGGACUUCACCUGUGGGAUCUGGGGCAGCUAGACACCGACGAGCCCCUCACCAUCUUCAGCACCUCCGACGCCCGCGGCCUGCCUCUGCUCGCAGACGGGGGGGGCGUGGAUUACCUGGUGGGGUGCCGGUGGCUGCAGGAGGCCCAGAGGCUGCUGGUGGUUGGAGGGAAGAACAGCGGGGAUCUCCACCUGAUGGAGUGUGACCAUGCAGGGCUUCGUCUGCUGAGGACCCUCGAGGGGGGUCACUCUUCUACGGUGCGCUGCUUUCUGUGGGACGCGGCGGGGGAGGCUUUGUUCACCGGGGGGGAGGAUGCUCAGUUGCUGCUUUGGAAACCAGGAGGGAAGGAGCUCACGUCGGGGAAAAGUAAAUCCAAGAAGAGCGAAUCAGCUUUGAGACUCAAAUCAAGGCCGCAUAAAAAACAUGGCUACCAGAGAGAAAAGAAGGGAGCGUAGCGAAAAUACUGAAUCUCACUGACUUUACUCCUCUGCCAGAUUACAGACUGAAUGUCAAUGCAAAGGGAAAAUAUGGUCUCCCAAUUUAUGAAUUAACCCAAGAGAUUUUUUCGCAAUUGCAUACUGACAUGACUGCAUACUACAUACUCAAUUUGUAUGUACUUCAUUCUGGGCUCUAUAUUUAUCUUUAAGUGCCAUUAGAUCAAGACUGUUCAAACUGAAGUAAAGUCAGGCAAUAUGCUUUCUCUGCACAACAUGACUGUAUAAAACAUUUCAGAUCAAAACUACCAUUGAAUUAACAUUGUUAAACAUCAAUGUGAAUCAACAUUACCUCUCCCACUCUAUUCAAUAUUUUCUAGUGUUAUAUCAAGGAAAAUUGAAAUAUUUACAGAUUCUUAAAUAUGUUUAUACAGUACAUCAUAUAUAAUGAUAUGAUCUUAUUUGUACUGAAAUGUCACUUGCCAUAAUUAUUUUAUCUAAACGUUAGGUAUUCAAACUUCUUCUCUAAAGUUUGCAAUCGAACAGUCUUUAGAGCCGCAGUGCAUUUAGGGAAUUUGAGUAUGUCCAGUAAGCUCAGGUCUUAUACUCAUAAAUUCUUGCAAUCUACUUCACGGAUAGGCUUUUAUUACAUGCACAAAAUCCACUUACUUUGCAGUCUGAAAACACUCCACAUCAUUUUGACAUCACACCAUCUUAGUAUGAAUAGUAUGUUAGUAUGCAGUUUUGUGAUGUCCAAAGUCAAUAGCACAUACCAAUCCUAAACAGGUUUGGAGUAUAAAGUAUGUUCACGCUGGAAAAACCAAACUAAGACUAAAAGAUUUAAUUAAAACGAAUAUUUUCCUUCCAUGGAGCAUACAAAGGUAACAGAAUAACAACUCAGAGCCAAACCACAAAGCUCUUGGAAAAUGAAAAAAACAAAAUUAAAAACAACUUUAUAUUG
Molecule: messenger RNA, 2297 nt
Organism: Trematomus bernacchii (emerald rockcod)
Lineage: Eukaryota; Metazoa; Chordata; Actinopteri; Perciformes; Nototheniidae
Gene: wdr89
Product: WD repeat domain 89
Exons: 3
Coding region: 221-1357 (378 amino acids)
Molecular function (GO): protein binding
Source: RefSeq, a predicted model, not a curated record